Molecule: messenger RNA, 1114 nt
Organism: Pomacea canaliculata
Lineage: Eukaryota; Metazoa; Mollusca; Gastropoda; Architaenioglossa; Ampullariidae
Exons: 2
Coding region: 86-457 (123 amino acids)
Molecular function (GO): protein binding
Source: RefSeq, a predicted model, not a curated record
ACAGAGUUAGAUAUUUUCCCGCUUCGAAGACUGGACGCACAAGGUUUCUUUCCCCUAGAGAAAGUGGAGCAUUAGCAAACUCAAGAUGAAGUUGCUGCUGCUAGUAGUUACCUUCUGCUUUACAGCACUGGUCACGUGCACAAUUCAAAACCCUUUUGUCGGGAGGAAAACAAGACUUGCAGCAGUUGAGGAACAGAUUCAGAUCCUGCAGGCAAAGGUUUACGCCCUUGAAAAGAAGCGACCAUCAAAAUCUACCCAAGUGGCCUUUACAGUCCGCUUCAAUGCCGACGACCCAUGGAGAGGACUUCCGAUGGGACAAAAUCAAAUAUUGAGAUUUGACCUCGUGGUGACCAACAUCGGAGCUGGCUACAAUGCACACACGGGAAUUUUCACUGCCCCGGUGUCCGGUGUCUACAGCCAUAUUUCUGUCCAUCAUGGCGACCAACGAUCGCGGUAGUAUCUUCGUAGGGAUCGUGAAAGAGGGGCAUUUUCUGGAACUGCUGUGGGCAGAAGGAAGAACUGACCCCCAGGAUCAAGGUUCUGCUCAAGUAACCACCCACCUGAGCUCGGGACAACGGGUGUGGAUUCAGCAGCACGCCGGUGAUGCUAUCAGAGGGGCGUGGUUUACCCUCUUCACCGGCUUCCUAGUACAGGCUGAUUGAAGGUCCCUUCUCUGUACUGAUGAUGUUUCUCAUGCCGAUUAAGCAUACCAACUUUGGAUUUCAGUCAUUUUAACCUGAAUGGUUAAUAUUUGCAUGCGUUUGUAAACAUUCCUCCCUUGUAUUCUGUGUUUGCACUUUUUAACUCUGUGUAUCCAGAAUGUUUAUCUAACCCUACAAACAAGAGGAAACAAAAUGUAAAGUUGUCUGAUGUAAGGUCAGCAGUACAAUUUAUUGUGGAAUCCACGAAAGCACAUUCUGAGGAAAAUCUCAAACUUGUAAUUUCUUGAAACCUCAUUUCCUCAGUGUCAACGAACGCUGCUGUCUUUCAAAUGACAGUUUGCAAAAAAAGGUCGUAAGCAUUUAUCGUAAUCAUUACAAUGCUACAAAUCUGCAAAUGUAUCGAAUGUACUCAAAUGCAAUGGUUUUUCUAAAUAAAAAGCAAUUACACCAUU